UUAGCGAGUGUCUGCUUGAAAAGGGAUGGUUGCCGUCUCCGGGGCAUGGUGCACAUGUCCACAGAGAGGGCUUUGAGUGCUGCCUCUGGCAUGCAUGCCAUAGGUUCGCUACCACUGUUAUACUCUUUAGCUGCUUUUGUAGUGUUUAUUUCCAGGUCUGGCCUACCUCACAGGGCUGAAAAACAUAGAAAACUAAGUAAAUUCAGACAAGUUAUUUUCUUUUAGCCCAGCUUAGCCCAUAUACCAGCAACUUAAUAUUUCAUGGAACACAUGUAACACAUACCAGAAGCUUAAUAUUUCAUGGAACUUUGACUUGGUUGUGUGAACUCAGUUUUUGUGGUCUAUAAAUGAUAGCUUAUUUAUUAUACAGUCCCAACUAAUUAUUGCUUAGUAUGAUAUCUGAAUUAGGUGUUAGUGCCAUGUUACCAUGCCUCAUUAUGACUUGAACUUAAAAAGGGAUAGGUUUUCUAGGAAUAGAUUGUUCAUCUUUAACAAAUUAAGGCAAAUAUAUGUGUCCCACGUGUAUCACACCUUCUGGUGAGAUAGAAGUCCCCUGAGGAUGGGCUCUAACAUGAGUCUAAAAGCUCGGAAGAUUAAACCUCUGGUCCCAGUGACUGAUCCAGAUUGGAUCCUGUUCAUCUUUGAGUUUGCAAGUUCCACGCACACCUAGACUACAUCUUCCAGGAAUUAAAAAUUUUGUUAUCAGCAUCCUCCAUAGUGCCUGAAAAUAGUAUAACACUAAUUCUUGAAGUAGAAAUUGUAAGAGAUACAGCUUUUUAUCUUACCUUCAAUAGCAGGCUGCUAUAAUUGUUCAUAUUACUUCAAAUUACUUAUACCAUUUCACCCCACCCAGAGGUGGAGAUAGAGUAGUUAAGAUAGCUUAAUUUCCGGCCUGUGAGUAGGUUGCUCAACUUGCCCCACUGAAGAGCUGGGGGUGGAGUGAGAGAAGGACAACACUCAGCUGCUCAGGUCUCUUUGGCAGUCUGCUUGAUAUUGAGCAACGUUCAAGAGAUUGUUCCUUUGGUCCUCUGCAAAAGUCUGCAAAGGUGCUUGACUUGAGCAUCACAGUCCAGUGUGCUGUUCCUCUAUACCUGAUCUGCACAAAGGCUGGAUGACUGAAAGCUGCUAGUCCUGGACAAUGCUGUGUCUCUGUUGCUCCCAGAUUGUGCUUCUAUUUCUGUUGCUGAAAGGUGUGGAAAACACUGAUGCUCAAAAAGUCUGUGGGCGCCCCAAAAUACAUUCCCCUCGAAUUGUUGGUGGGAAGAAUGCUGAAGAUGGAGAAUGGCCAUGGCAGGCCAGCAUACGAGAAAACAGACUUCACAUCUGUGGUGGAAGUCUCAUUUCCUCCCAAUGGGUGGUGACAGCUGCUCAUUGCUUUGACGGGCCACUAGUUCCAUCUAAGUAUCGAGUGAAUCUGGGGGAGUACGAACUCCCCAAACCAGCACCCACCAUGGUCUCAUCUGCUAUAAGCCUGAUUGUAGUACAUCCAUAUUAUGCUGGAGUUGGGCUGAGUGCUGAUAUUGCGUUGGUGAAACUAGAGGAGCCUGUCCAUUUCUCCCGAACCAUCUUGCCUGUCUGCUUAUCCACUGUUGCAGAUCCUGAACCUUUCCCUGCAGGGAUGAAAUGCUGGGUCACUGGCUGGGGGGACCUUUAUCCAGAUGCCUCUUUCAUCACUCGGAUUUUGCAGAAAUUGGAAAUGCCAAUCCUAGAUGUUGAUAAGUGUGAUGAAAUGUACCAUAAUGACUCCAGCAGCUCUGACACAGAUACUGAAGUUCUGCCAAAAGACUAUAGACUAAUCUAUGAUGACAUGAUCUGUGCUGGAUAUCCAGAAGGAAAGAAAGAUUCUUGCCAGGGUGAUUCUGGGGGACCCCUGGCUUGCAAGGUGAAUGGUACGUGGUUUCUAGCUGGGAUUGUGAGCUUUGGAGUAGGUUGUUCUGAACCCAACCGACCCGGAAUCUAUACCAGAGUAACUUCUUAUAUGGACUGGAUUCAACACACUAUAGAAAAGAACUCAGCUUCCAGUGGUGGUGUCCCUCAUCCCAGUGAGACUUCUGUUGUCUUCUCAUUAUUAAUCUUUCUCCUGAGCACUUUCCAUGUAAGUGCUGUUCACUUAUAAUCUGUUGGAAAUGUAAUUGUAACACAAGUAUCACUUAAUAUAAUAUUACCUUUCAACUACAAUGUAAAAAUACCUAGUUUCAAAGGGAAAAAUAUAACCCCCAUUGUGCAGAAUGGAAAAUUUCCUGGAGAUCUGACUACAUUAACCUCUUGUUACCUUCUUCUUAUUAAUCAUUCUCAGAAUUAUGACUUAGGUAUACAUUUGAUAAUAAAUAAAUUAUAAAAAAAA
Crotalus tigris (Tiger rattlesnake) is the source of this 2344-nucleotide messenger RNA. RefSeq names its product serine protease 27-like. Gene Ontology annotation, molecular function: serine-type endopeptidase activity. The record is from RefSeq and is a predicted model, not a curated record. Gene Ontology annotation, biological process: proteolysis. The coding region runs from base 1139 to 2116 and encodes 325 amino acids. The transcript has 6 exons. NCBI's taxonomy places the organism in Eukaryota, Metazoa, Chordata, Lepidosauria, Squamata, Viperidae.